Messenger RNA from Polyodon spathula (Mississippi paddlefish), 2000 nucleotides. RefSeq names its product kynurenine 3-monooxygenase-like. Gene Ontology annotation, molecular function: kynurenine 3-monooxygenase activity; NAD(P)H oxidase H2O2-forming activity; FAD binding. The record is from RefSeq and is a predicted model, not a curated record. Gene Ontology annotation, biological process: NAD+ metabolic process; L-tryptophan catabolic process; quinolinate biosynthetic process. The transcript has 15 exons. Gene Ontology annotation, cellular component: mitochondrial outer membrane. Bases 136 to 1533 code for a protein of 465 amino acids. NCBI's taxonomy places the organism in Eukaryota, Metazoa, Chordata, Actinopteri, Acipenseriformes, Polyodontidae.
CAAAAAAAAAAAAACGCAAAUCAGGGUAGCUAGAGGUAGGUUGUGCGCCGAUAAAUUGUCUGCAGCGACUGCAAGAAUUGCAGGUACGAGGACCGCAGUACUCCCAGAGAGAACAGGAGCUCCAGACACUCAGCUAUGGAGCGUGAAGUCGGCGUGAAUAAUGUUAAAAUUGCCGUAAUCGGAGGAGGCUUGGUUGGUGCAUUAAAUGCCUGCUUCUUUGCAAAGAGAGGUUUCCAAGUGGAGCUGUAUGAAUCAAGAGAAGAUAUACGAAGGGCCACAGUUGUGAAAGGGAGGAGUAUAAACCUGGCCCUUUCACACAGAGGCCGUCAAGCCCUGAAAGCUGUUGGGAUGGAAGAUAAGAUUGUCUCUAAAGGCAUCCCCAUGCAUGCUAGGAUGAUCCAUUCUCCUUCAGGGAAAAGGUCCCCAAUCCCCUAUGGCAAAAAAGGACAGUAUAUCCUGUCUGUUGAUAGAGCCAACCUUAACAAAGAGCUUUUAUCUGCUGCUGAAACAUACCCCAGUGCAAAGAUGAACUUUGAACACAAACUGAUAGAUUGGAAUUUGGAGUCUGGUUCAAUGACAUUCCUCAGGAAAGAUGGGUCAACCAAAGUGACUACAUGUGAUCUCACAGUUGGGUGUGAUGGUGCCUUCUCUGCUGUCAGAAAGCGUUUCAUGAGGCAAAGCCGCUUCAACUACAGUCAGACAUACAUUCCACAUGGUUAUAUGGAACUCACAAUACCUCCAAAACAUGGGGAUUUUGCCAUGGAACCGAAUUUUCUCCACAUUUGGCCAAGAAACACUUUCAUGAUGAUUGCUCUGCCCAAUUUAGACAUGACCUUUACCUGCACCCUUUUCAUGCCGUUUGAGGACUUUGAGAAGAUUACCACUGGGGACGAAGUGCUGGAAUUCUUUCAGAGAUACUUUCCUGAUUCCAUUCCACUCUUUGGAGGAGAGGCAUUGAAGCAGGAUUACUUCCGCUUGCCAGCCCAAGCUAUGGUGUCAGUGAAGUGUUCCCCAUACCAUAUUGGAACCACAUGUGUGCUAAUGGGAGAUGCAGCGCAUGCUGUUGUUCCCUUUUAUGGGCAAGGCAUGAACGCAGGCUUUGAAGAUUGUAUUGUUUUUGACGAAUUGUUGGACCAGUAUAACUGUGACUUUAGUAUCUGCCUUCCUGAGUUUACAAGACUGAGGGUCCCGGAUGACCAUGCUAUAGCUGACCUGGCCAUGUACAACUAUAUUGAGAUGCGUGCACACGUCAACUCCAAAUGGUUCCUGUUCCGGAAGCAUCUUGACAUGAUUCUUCACUACAUGAUGCCGAACACGAUUAUCCCUUUAUACACCAUGGUUACAUUUACAAGAACCCGGUACCAUGAGAUAGUAAAGAGAUGGCAGUGGCAGAACAAGGUCAUUAACCGAGGACUUUUUCUUUGUGGGGUGUCUUUGGUUGUAGGUAGCACUUACCUGCUCAUUAAACACCCCCCUUGUACACCAAGCAUUCAGCUGGACCGACUGUGGAACUGGGCCUUGAGUCUGAAGUAACAGAUUUACAAACAGAUUGUCACUGAUGUGCUGUACUCACUAUUCUUAAAUGGAACCUUGGACUUUUACCCAAAUGUUUCAUUGGUCACUUGGCCGUCUAAAAAUCAAUAUUGCCUGAAAAAGUGGUCAAUAUUGCACGUAUUGGGCACUAUUGAACGUGAUUACAUCAUCACACUGUCUCCUAAACCAAUCUCCAGAACGUUCUGGGAAGUCUCCCUCACACAGAGAAAACACCUGCUGUACUCUUCUUCAUUUGUGCAGAGAUAGUUACUGGUUCAUUGAGAAAUAUACAACAUAUCUUCAUCAAUUAAAAGGAAAUAAGAACACCUUCCCUGUUUCUGUUCCUACCAGCAUUAUCAUUGUUUCUUUCCUUCCCAAUCCCCCCCAUGAGUGUCUCACAGCCGCUGCUGAAGUAAAUAACAUGUCAACAAAAAUUGAAUAAAUUGAAACCUUUCCAAUACUUCAAA